AUGGACGAUACGUCUCCUGCUAACAGCUCCCCCGCACCUGUCACGCAGCGGUAUGGUAGCGGUACACCAUUUCAGCACCGUCCCGAUUCGGCUCUUCGAAACUGCGGACUGGUCGACCUUCUCUCUGGCUCUGCAGCUGUCUCACCUUCUACAACACCUCACACACGCAGCGAGCUGCACAGUCCGAAGCACCCUCGACCAACUUCCGACCACCUCACCCCCCGGCUACGAUCUUCAUCAUGGUCAUGCUGCAGACACAACUGUAGGGGUGCAUCAUCCCUGUUCUCUCCCCUUGAUGCCCACACCUCCAGCAACUUCUCUCGAGUCUCGACUCUCGUUCGCCGACCACCAGUUUACAUCCCCCACUGCUGUGAGGAUGAAGCAUACGCAGCGAUGAAGCUGGCCCUCAUCUCAGUCUCGUCUCUGCUCCCCUGGGCGUCUGUGUUCUCCUUCAGCCCCCAGACCGACUUCUUCCAACGCCGGAGCAUCAACUCUGGCAAUGAUUGA
Molecule: messenger RNA, 507 nt
Organism: Colletotrichum orchidophilum
Lineage: Eukaryota; Fungi; Ascomycota; Sordariomycetes; Glomerellales; Glomerellaceae
Exons: 1
Coding region: 1-507 (168 amino acids)
Source: RefSeq, a predicted model, not a curated record